GUGCAGGCACCGGGGCCUAAAGGAUUCAUCAGAGGGCGUUAAGUGGAUCGGGACAGCAGACAGCCGGUCUCUCUCUCUCGGAGGAUUUUCAGUUUUACCACCAUGAUACCCGAUGAAACACCCCUGUUUGACCCGAGGUUACUGGAAGAACUGGACUGGACCCAGAACACAGCGUCGUUUUGCCCGGCCAUCUCUCCCGUGCAUCCCGGGGACGGCCUCGUUCUUAGACCACUUUGUACAUCUGACGUGAACCGAGGUUUUUUUAAGAUACUGAGUCAGUUGACAACAGUUGGAGAUGUUACCACUGAGCAGUUCAUGAAAAAGUUUGACCACAUGAAGAAGUCUGGAGAUUAUUUCGUUGUUGUGGUUGAAGAUAUUAAUCUCGGGCAGGUUGUUGCCACUGCUACCCUGAUCGUGGAACAUAAAUUUAUACACGGAUGUUCGAAGAGGGGCCGAAUAGAAGAGGUGGUUGUCCAUGAUGAAUGCAGAGGGAAACAGCUUGGGAAACUGUUAUUGUCGGUACUUACCUUGCUAAGCAAAAAGUUAGAAUGCUACAAAGUUACUCUGGAAUGCAAGCCCAAAAAUGUAGCCUUUUAUGAAAAGUUUGGCUAUGUCGCAUCAGAUGAAACCUACAUGCAGAGCCGAUUCUUCGACUAACCGCGCCCGAAAUCUUACCAUAGAGCCUACAAUGAAAAUCCUCUGGGGGAGAGAGUCUCUGUAAUAUAAUUUGUAAAUAAGCAAUUUUACACUAUUUUUAGAAAUGUUAAAUUCUUUAAAAGGAAAAAAAACAACUUUGGUUUUAUUUCUUUUGGGUUUUUUCACAGAAGACAAAAUAUAUUUUUUAACUUUGUUUGCAUUGUAUUUUUCUAAAAUGAUUGGUCAUUAUUAAAAGGCUACGGUUUCUGAUGAACAUUUUUCCGUCAGAGGUUUUCCAUUAAAUAUUUUAUUAGAAAAGCA
Spea bombifrons (plains spadefoot toad) is the source of this 957-nucleotide messenger RNA. RefSeq names its product glucosamine-phosphate N-acetyltransferase 1 (gene GNPNAT1). The coding region runs from base 103 to 657 and encodes 184 amino acids. The transcript is spliced from 6 exons. Gene Ontology annotation, molecular function: glucosamine 6-phosphate N-acetyltransferase activity; monosaccharide binding. NCBI's taxonomy places the organism in Eukaryota, Metazoa, Chordata, Amphibia, Anura, Pelobatidae. The record is from RefSeq and is a predicted model, not a curated record. Gene Ontology annotation, biological process: UDP-N-acetylglucosamine biosynthetic process. Gene Ontology annotation, cellular component: Golgi apparatus; endoplasmic reticulum; endoplasmic reticulum-Golgi intermediate compartment.